UAUUGGAUGGUGCUAAUAAUUCAAUCGCAGCGGGAGAUUGAUUCUUCUUGUUUUUUCCAUUGCUCCUCUGUUUUAUCACUUCUUCUUCCGCACUCCACAGCUCAUGGCCACAAUCGACUCAACUCUUUCAUCCCAAAGGUUAAUUGGAAAGGUUGCAUUGGUAACUGGUGGAGCCACAGGGAUAGGAGAGAGCAUCGCUCGUGUAUUCCACAAGCAUGGAGCAAAAGUUUGUAUAGCAGAUUUGCAAGGCAACCUUGGGCAAAACGUCUGUGAAUCUCUUGGUGGUGACCCAAACACUUGUUAUUUCCAUUGCGAUGUCGCAAUAGAAGAUGAGGUUCAAAGUGCCAUUGAUUUUACAGUACAUAAAUUUGGAACAUUGGAUAUUAUGGUAAACAAUGCAGGGUUGACAGGUCCACCCUGCCCAGACAUCCGGAACUUAGACUUAUCUGAUUUCGAGAAGGUGUUCGAUGUAAAUGUGAAGGGCACAUUUCUUGGAAUGAAGCAUGCAGCGAGAAUUAUGAUCCCAUUAAGAAAGGGUUCGAUUAUUUCUCUCUGCAGCGUUGCAGGCACCAUAGGGGGACUCGGACCCCAUGCAUAUACAGGAUCAAAGCAUGCAGUUUUGGGACUGACCAGAAAUGUUGCAGCUGAGCUAGGUAAACAUGGGAUACGUGUGAACUGUGUAUCUCCUUAUGCAGUUCCAACAGGCUUGGCCUUGGCUCAUUUGCCUGAAGAGGAGAGAACUGAGGAUGCAAUGAUAGGUUUUCGUGGUUUUGUUGGGAGAAUUGCUAACUUGCAAGGAGUGGAAUUGACAGCUGAUGAUGUAGCUAAUGCCGUGCUUUUCUUGGCAAGUGAAGAAGCAAGGUACAUUAGUGGGGCUGAUAUAGUGGUGGAUGGGGGUUUCACUGUUGCGAAUCAUUUAUUCAGGGCCUUCAGGUGAUGUGUGAAGUCCUGCCCUUUCGUUAGCUAGCAAAGCAAUCUGUUUUGAGACAAUCUUUAUAUGAUGCUGGCUUCAAGUUUCUAGUACUUAAAAUCCUGACUAGUAAUUCUUAUCAGAGUAAGAAAUUAUUGGACCAUAAUGGGCUUGCAUUCAAAAGAACCCACAGCAGUAUUCUUUUCACAAGAACAAGAAGCUAUACAUGUGCAAAACCAUACAAGUUUCACAGGGAAGAGGAUUCGGCUAGGACAGAAAUAAAGCAGGGUUUGAAAGAAAUGGAUGUUCCUCCAAAAGCCCACCUUAAAGAGGUCCAGGCUAGCCUCUUAACAGAUAAAGCCUCAUAAGCGAGCUAAUGCUCGAUAACAUCGUAGCUUCAUUGCAGAGAAAUUAAGCCUCAUAGCUAGUGAGUGCAACAGCAUUCCUAGGUACAUCAAGAGAAUCAUAUUCUGGAAGCCCACAAAUAGUAAAUGUAUAGUAUUUCCAUUAUGGUUUUACAUUUAACCAACACCUAAACGAGAGGGAGAGAACGAAAGGGAGGAUUUAUAAAAUAGUAAUAAUAAUAAUAAUAAUAAUAAAGCUUUUCAAGCAUGAUCUCACUCGGUUGAUAUUCAUGAUUGAAGGCCAUACUUGUUAUUUGUUAGGUUAAGGUUGCUUCAUUUUGCUA
This is a messenger RNA of Manihot esculenta (cassava), 1598 nucleotides long. RefSeq names its product xanthoxin dehydrogenase. The transcript is spliced from 2 exons. Gene Ontology annotation, molecular function: xanthoxin dehydrogenase (NAD+) activity. Gene Ontology annotation, cellular component: cytosol. NCBI's taxonomy places the organism in Eukaryota, Viridiplantae, Streptophyta, Magnoliopsida, Malpighiales, Euphorbiaceae. Gene Ontology annotation, biological process: abscisic acid biosynthetic process. The record is from RefSeq and is a predicted model, not a curated record. The coding region runs from base 104 to 937 and encodes 277 amino acids.